Messenger RNA from Cooperia oncophora, 525 nucleotides. NCBI's taxonomy places the organism in Eukaryota, Metazoa, Nematoda, Chromadorea, Rhabditida, Trichostrongylidae. The record is from the annotation of a GenBank genome assembly.
AUGCGCCUUCUUGCUGCUCUGUGGUUUCUUCCACAAUGCUUCUCCUUGAAUAUCCUGCUCUUCUUACUGGGCACCAACCAGUAUGAAAGGAAUAUUUUCGAAAUUCUCGCUCAACAACUUGCCCUCCGUCAUCACCAAGUUACCACUGUCAAACCCAUAUUGAUUCCUGAAGAGCCUCGACUUGUCAAACCGAAGCUCCAUUUGGUAAAGGAAGAAAACACUGAAAAAUUUGCUACCCAGCAAUUCAGGGAGAUGUCCGAUGCUCUGCAAAAGGCCGGUGACGUCGUUCCAUGGAAGAACGAUUAUGAGGAAGAACCCCACGAUGAAGUGUACUGGAGGGCACACAAUGCAAGCUGCUACAAGAUGUUAAAUUCCAAUCUGAUGGACACUCUCAAGAAAGAAAACAUAGACGUUGCGAUAGUGUACGCUGGAAACCCGUGCCAGCUGGCUAUCACCCGCGUCUUGGCCAUUCCGGUUAUCUAUUUUGAUUUGGAAGGUAAACUUAUUCACGGUUUCUUGCGUUAA